Molecule: messenger RNA, 1136 nt
Organism: Seminavis robusta
Lineage: Eukaryota; Bacillariophyta; Bacillariophyceae; Naviculales; Naviculaceae
Source: the annotation of a GenBank genome assembly
AUGAGCAACCAAAAAAAGGCAACAAAAACGGAUUUGGACUCUGAGGAAUUUUAUGUCCUUCAGGCUGUGCAAGCGCGCUCCUCAGAUGCUAGAAAACGAGAGGCGGAGCUCCAAAAGCUGGAGCAAUAUGAGCAGGACAACCAGAGGGUCCAACAACAAGCAGCAGCUACUGCUGAACAAGAGAAAGCGCAGCAGGAAGCUAGGGCAGGCCGGCAAGCAGAUUCUACCAGCAGCCGUGUCCAGAAUGGGAAAAGCAGAAGUACCACCAAGAACAGCAGCACAAGUACCGGUACUGGGCACACCAGUGAAGAAUAUCUGAAUAUUGAUGAAAUUGCCAAACUAGCCGAAGCCCGGCAGAGCCUCCAGCCUCCCGCAUCCGCUGGCACAAAUUUAAACGGCAUCAGCAAAACCCCUGGCAGUAGCACCGCAACAGCUACCAGUGCGCCAAUCAACAUCGAAAAUAAUGGAAAGCAGCAGAUUCCGCUUCCUGGUGGGGCACAACCAGGAGCAUACUCAGGAGCUCCUGGCAUGGGCCCCCAAAGAACCACCAGACCUCGCUUUUCAUUGCUUGGGGUCGCUUCCGCCACAGUCGAACGAAUGGCCGACCUAAGUGACCGUGAUGGAAGCCUGGUGUCUGAGGACAGGGAAGAACCUGAGCCGUCCGAAUCUGCCCGUGCCCAUAGUGAAAAUCGAUCCUUCAUUGAAGGGCAAGUCGCUCGUUUGACUUCGAGAACAAACAGUCAGACUGUCGAGCACGCGAACCAUGGUGAUAAGUUUGACGUGCCCGAAAUAAAUAAUGCUGCCAACAGUGACAAUAAUGGCUUGGCUGUGGCAGCGCUGGUGGAAGAGGAUGAGACGCCCCAAGAUUUGCCACUAGCUGCACCGUUUGAUGUGGAUGAGUCACAAAAGAGAAAGGAACAAGCCAAGAAACGAUUCCAAACCAAGAUUUACAUCAUCGUUGGCUUGCUUGUGGUGAUUGGAUUGGUUGUGGUGGGAGUCUAUGGCAGUGGCAACUGCAGCAGUAAGGGCUCCUCUUCAGAAGAACAGGAACUCAGUCCCAGAGAAAUGGAAGGCAUGGAAAUCAAAGCCCAGCUGGAAAAGGUGUUAGGAAGCACUUAUUUUGAUGGUUCCACAGU